Messenger RNA from Lineus longissimus, 6265 nucleotides. RefSeq names its product TBC1 domain family member 10B-like. The transcript is spliced from 8 exons. The record is from RefSeq and is a predicted model, not a curated record. Bases 648 to 1976 code for a protein of 442 amino acids. Lineage: Eukaryota; Metazoa; Nemertea; Pilidiophora; Heteronemertea; Lineidae.
GGAGAAAAUAUUGCUUCAAAAUGAUGGUGUCAAGACAAGGAUAAGCGCGUUUCUGCUGCAAAAACAACUUGAAAUCCAUCAUGAUUGUGUUGAAUAAACCGCAUUUGUACGACACUACGUGAUAAAAAUCGAAAUUCUCCUAGUUAUAUCCCAUUUAUUUUGUACACAACACAGUAUCGAGACCAAAAUCGAACAAAAAUCUCAUUUGAUUCUGAGAACUGAACUGACCCACUCCUGCACUGCAGAUCUCGAUCUGACAGACACAAUCUGAAGUGAAGUUCUAACUUCUUUGCCAUAUUUGUAGCUUGAGCAGUUUGUUCAUUUGCUGUUGCUAUCUUUUCCAGUCUUUUUGAUGUACCGAGAGUUCAAGAUGUUUAGAAUAGAAAUGUGACAGUUCGACUAAUGAAGACAUAGGCUAUAGAUAGAAAGAUAGUCGAUCUUACCUAAAGUCGUCAUGUCAAAUGUGGAGAACAAUGACAAUGUAAACAAUAACUUGUUUAAUUUUUUGCAAUUCUGUUUGUUGACUUAACUGGGACCGCACACACAAUUUUCUUCCCAGUUUCUUAAGUGGUUUCUGUGGUUUUGAUACCACCACUGCUGAUGAGUUGAUUGAACACAUGGUCUGCUAGUCGCUAGUAGUAUCAAGUAUGGAGUUGGCUCAGAACAGUUUCGAUAACAUGGUCAAUCAUGAUCAAGAAGAUGAUCCGUUGGAAAAUGCACAUUCGCCACAUAAUGAAAUGUCUGCCUCCGGCAUGUCUGCCUCAGACUUGGACUCGGAGGAUGAACAGCAGCAUUACGAGGAUUACGAUCCAUCACAGGCAUCUGCCGAUAUCGAUGCCAUGUCUGGAAGUGCCACAUCUGGACUUGAAGGUGCUGAGGCUGGAACGAGUAAACAAAAUGGGGACGCAACACGACAGACAGAUCGUUAUGGCUUCUUAGGCGGUGACCAGUACACCAAUCCUGAAAUAGAGAGCCGUGUGCCAGUUGAGAUUCUACGCAGCCGUGAGGUGAAAUGGUUAGAUAUGUUAGAAAAUUGGGAGAAAUGGAUGAGCAAAAGAUUCAAGAAAGUGAAAGAACGAUGUCGUAAAGGUGUGCCGCCAUCAAUACGAGCAAGAGCAUGGCAGUACCUGUGUGGUAGUAAAUAUCUCCUCGAACACAACAGAGGAAGAUUUGAGGAGUACCUCAAGUUGCCCGGUGAUCCUAAAUGCAUCGAUGACAUAGAAAAAGAUCUCCAUAGACAGUUUCCAUUUCAUGAAAUGUUUAUGAAGCAAGGCGGACAUGGUCAGGAGGAUUUGUUUCGUGUAUUGAAAGCGUACACGAUCCACAACCCUCGAGAUGGUUACUGCCAAGCUCAGGCUCCGAUUGCUGCCGUCUUACUCAUGCACAUGCCUGCCGAGCAGGCGUUCUGGUGUUUGGUGUCAGUGUGUGAUAAGUAUCUACCGGGCUAUUAUGCAGCAGGUCUGGAACAAGUGCAAGUCGAUGGAGAGGUCUUGUUUGGUCUCCUGAAGAAAGUGUCAGUGCCUAGCUACAAGCAUUUGAAAAAGCAGCGUAUCGACCCGUGUCUGUACAUGACGGAGUGGUUCAUGUGUGUGUACACGAGAACGUUACCAUGGUCGACUGUGUUACGGGUGUGGGACAUGUUCCUUUGUGAAGGUGUCAAGGUGAUGUUUCGAGUUGCGUUGGCAUUCUUCAGGUUCACCCUCGGUGUUCCCCACGCGUUAGAGCAAUGUCCGACCAUGUAUGAGACCAUGGAGAAGUUAAAACAUAUUCCUCCUGAGGUUCUACAGGAAGAGUUCUUAGUCAGAGAGACGUUGCGGUUGCCAAUCAGUGAGCGAGACAUGGAAAAAGAGCAUCAGUACCAGAUCGCCAAACGGAAGGCAGCCAAGGAGAAGGCAAACCGACCAGACUCGGGCAAGAAAAAGAAAAAGUCUAACAAGAAAAAUGCAGGGCCGGAAUCACGGAAUAAGAUGAGCUGACAGGGAACCGAGUGAGCAAUGUGAUGCAUGAUUUUAGUGCUGGUAGCUGGACAGAUUCAAAAGGCAAGAAAUGUCAAGUCUAAUGAUGAGUUGAGUUGAGCUGUUCGGUUUGUGGUUGGUGGCCAAAGCUGAUUGGCCUUUGGGCAACUCCUAAUCCAUCCAUAAUCUUUGGGCCUAUCAGGCUGAAGGCAGAGGCAUUCCUUACCUUUUGGAUUGAUGAAUGUUACGAUAACAGGUCUUGCUUGUUGAGAACGAUGUUUUUAAACCCGUAUCGAAUAAAACGAUACUGUUGGUUUGUGUUUGCCUGGUCCAAGGUUGUUCACACCCUUGUUCGAGGUUGUUUAUGGCUUUACUGCGAUGGGUCUUUGUGGUGCGAUAUCCGUGCUGUUGUAUCAUUCCAUUCAAUUUAUACGAGUAAAUUAGUGAUUUCUUGAUAUUGCCAAGUUUUGCCUCUGUGACAUGGGGGGGGGGGGGGUGGUGCAAGUUGGGUUCUGACUGUUAUGUUCAAGAGAGGGCCCCUCAGGAUUGAGCCAUCACCCCAGACGAGGCCGGGAUUUUCAAUGCGUGUGUACCUUUCUUGAUGUAUCACAAUUGACUUUAGAUAUCUGCUACCUACAUUCAUAUACUAGUUGGCCAGUAUGGUUAUUUAUGUUUAGAGGUUGCCGUUUUGAGACCUGAUGCCUGUGAAUGGCACCAGUCAUUGAAACUAUUAGGUUGAAUAUCUGUUUUGCUGAUCUGGGUGAGAGGUAGUUAGAUCUACCCAUGUUGGGUCUACCUGACCCUGGGGUUGUGCAGGUAGUCUUUACCAUACAGACUCUCAAAUAGAAUGACUUUGAGAGUUAGUUUAGCAGGAUGAAACAUUGUACUUAACUUGUUGACAAUCACGUCAAAUAGACAACAAAGCACUAAACUCCAAACCACCAUCUGAAUUGUUGAUGAUUUUAAAAUUUCGCUCCAAACUUUUUGAGGUUAAUGUGUAAAAACGAGGAAAGCAUGUAUUGGUUGACUUCUUCCUCUACAUCUUAGGGAAACAUCGCAAAGUUAUCUCGAUUAAGGCUCCAACCUGCUGGUGUAAUGAAGUCAAGAGCAGCAGGUCCUCAAUGAGAGGCUCUGUUUUCAUCCUAUAUUAGACUACAACUUGCCACUUAUUCUGUGACGAGCUAAUAAUCAGGGUUGAGAUGAUCAUGUGGCCUUGGUUAAGUGUUUAUAAGGCUAGGGGAACAAUAAACCAUUAUUUCACCACUGUAGGUACUCUGAGUGUAGCUACUAAAUGUUGUUCACAAUGAGUGGAAGCUUUGAAUGAUUUUCUCAAUUUUCUACUUAUCACUUUAUGAUCAUUUUGAUAUAUAAACAGUCAUAAUUGUGCCAUCAUAUAACGCUUGAUAAACCCUUUUCACUUGGAAGUGAAUUUGUCAAGCUUGGAAGUGGCUUGUUUCAGUCUUUUCAAAGAUAUUCCAGAAACUACUUGAUAGGUAUCUGUCUGAUAACUGUCUUGCAUUGAGGUAUCACUUUCUGAUCAAAUUCACAUCCACACUGAAAAGGCUGACUGUCUGGGUGAACGUUGUUGUCACACAUGAAUGCUUUCCAGCAGGAGUUACUUUGAAUGUUUGCAGAGUGUCCCAGUAAUGUUGAUCAGCCAACAGUCAAAUGCCGACACCUGUGGAAACAUGAACCCCACUUGAGCAGUUGUGUGGAAGUCAUUUUCAGGAGGCCAUAUUGGCAGACAAGACUGGUAACAGACCACCAAGAAGGAGAUGUGUUACACACAGCUUCUCUUGUCUACUCUGGCUCAUCCUGCUGAAAUCCAUAGUCCUUUAUAGCUGUAUCUUCAGUGGGAACAUUCCUGGGACACCCUGUAACAACGAAUACAUGUGCAUAUGUACAUGUUCGUUCAGUCUGUAUUUUAACUAGAUUACUCUGUAAAUAUGUGUAAUAUAUUUCAUGCUAACUCUGCCAGUAGUUAUCUUUAUUCAUGGAUUAUUUAUAAUUGACAGGAAUUACUGGUUGUCAUGGCGACCCAGCAGACUGGACGUCAACAACCUGAUCAGCCAAAUAUAUUUUUGUUACCAUGGUUACCAUUUCUGAUAAUCAGCCAAUUUUGAAUCUGCCAUUUGAACCAGUUGACGGAUUUCAUUUCAAUUAAUGAACCUAGUUCCAUCCUCACGUUUUUUGGCCCAAGGAUUGCCAUGGCUACAUCCAAGCCACAUUCAUAGCAGGUCAUAACCAGAAUGCAUGGAUAAGGUCACUUAUAAUGUUAGUCAUCUGUAGUCUGAGCCAAUGAACUAUUAAGAUUGCCCCACAUUUUUACACAUUUCUCUGUUAUUUUGUAAAAAAAACCAUUCAUCAUUUGUGUCUUAGGUUUAUUGAGAUGCUUCACUAUCAGUACAUUGUUCCUUGCUAACUUACACCAGGGUAUUUCCCUCUGACUGCAUUUCAGAAACAAUACGUGUGUUGUUUUCAUAGCCUAGUCAAUGGCAAACUAAGAUUUGCUGAAUUCAUUUCUUAUCUAGGACCAAAUCAAUCAAUGAAGAAGUUAUAUCAAGGCAGGUCUUUCUGAAGAUUCAGAUUUGAUUCAGUAGUUCGGUAUUUGAUAGUUAAUCAAAUUGCAUUCCAGUUUAUUUCAACAGGGGUUCGAUCCUUUAAGUGACGUUUGUUUGCAACUGCCAUAUUUACAGAACGUUUUAGGGCUGAGAUUAUUCAAGAAAAUAAUUUUGUUUGCCAGUACUUGAACCCAUAAAAUAUGCACCAGCAUCAAUCCUGAUGUGAACUUAUCACAUGUAGAUAAUUGAGGUAUAAAUGUGUGAUGUGCUUUAUAUUGUGUUGCUUAUUUCUGCUGAGCCUGACAUAGUCUUGUCUCGAUACAAUACUAGUCAAUAGUACUUCCUUUCGUGUAUAUUUUCUUAUAGUCUAUGUUUAUCAUUAUUUUGUUUAUGAAUUGGAUGUGGUUUCAUUGGUGAUAACUCGGAUGUAUUCAAGAAUAUGAAAACAUGAUGUGAUAUGAAUAAAGACUAGCAAAUGAUUUUACUCCGGUUUUGUACAGAAAGGCCUAGUGUAAAUGUACAUGGAGAUUUAGAUAAAAGCAUUUGCUAGUCUUUAUUCAUAUCACCCAUGGUCUUGGUUGAUCAUUGCCUAUGUAUCUCCAAAACCUGAGUGGGUAUCUUAGUGCUUGUCACUCAAACAUCUUACUUCCAUUCAGCUGGAGACUUUUAUGUAGAGAAGUGCAUCCUUCAUCAUUUGAGCGCUUGGAAUAGAUUCUGAUCCGAUGUCCUGUCCUUGCUGGCGUUUUGAACAGGGCUUUGUUCAGACCCUAGUGCUUUCUACACUGUCAUCCUCAGUGAAACCACUCUGUGUACUUCAGAGCUAGAAUGACUAUUAUUUACAUAUCAUUUUAUCUUCUCUUCUGUAUAGUGUCAUUAUUUAUAAGUAUGAAGAUACCGAGAAGGAGGUCGUAGAUUUGAUGGAUGAGAGUUGGUCGUAUUGUUCCUGACAGGACGAGUCACUUCUGUCAGGUGAAGGUGAAAUGUAACAUCAAUAUUCUGACAGUUUGGGACCCAUGCAGUCAUGAAUGGUCGACAACUCUAUUAACAACUGUCUCCGUCACCUCGGACAAUAUGACUGAGACAGUUGUGAAUAGGCAACUGUAUUGUAACUAAAGCUUGGUAAUGUAUGUCUAUGCUAUCCUUGGAAGAGUAAAGUACAACAGGUAUGGCACUCACAGAAGUAGAACUUUGAUACACAAUUAAAAAAAACAUAAUUGGGCAGUAGGCAUAUAAUGCUCUUUUUAAACGCCUUCAGAUUGUAGAAGAAUUUUGUACAUCAGCAGUCCAAACUUUCCAACUUGCAUCCACAUUUGACUAACUCGGACGUCUUGUUUCCUCGGCACUUGUAAGAUGGCUUUCACUGCAACGCCCUACGCUUGAUUGUGAUUGUCAGAGCAAUGUUUGUGGAGCAGUGGAUGCUCAAUACCAGGUGCUAAUUGUUUUUGUUCGUGUCACAUGCUAAGAUGGUGUUGGUCCAUAUCGUCAACCGGGACCCAUCUUACCAUCCUGAAUCGGUGAACUUUCUCUUAUUCAUCUAGAUGUGACACACUUUGUCGGCUGGGUUGCAGACACAUGUCCAGAAACGAUGCCCAAAUAACAGUACUGUCCAGCCUCCUAUCUCAAAUCAAAUUUGACCAAUUUCCAGGAUUUUUAUACCAAUCUAGAGAUAUGGACUAAACAAGUGUCAUAACUUGUCUUUUAUGUGUACAUGCAUCAUCGAUUCAACAAUAAACUUUAUGUACAUCAUCA